AUGUCUGCCCAUUUAAAAAUUGCUAAAGAUCAAGUAACUCUUUACGAAUUAUCAAAAGCUGCUAAUGAAGCUUCAAGUGCCACAGUUGAUUUUUAUAAUGCUUCAUUAACAACAGAAGAAGAUUCCACUGAAGUUUUCAGACAAUUAGGUGAUUCUUUAAGAAUCUUAACUUCUGCAACAAAUGGUGUUAAUGAUACUGCAAGAUUAAUUGCUUCAAAUUCUUCAAUUGAUCCUACUUUAUCUUUAAAUAGUUUAGUUUUACCAGAUCAAGUUUUACCAUCUCAAGCUACUCAACCACAACAACAUCAACAUCAUCAACAACAAUUACAACAUCAACAACAACAACAACAAUCAUCAUCAACUGAACAAGAAAAACCUGCUAAAAAGAAAGUUGAAAAAGAUCCAAAUGCUCCAAAAAAACCAUUAACUGUUUUUUUUGCUUAUUCUGCUUAUAUUCGUCAAGCUUUAAGAGAAGAAAGAUCUUCAAAAGGUUUACCAGCUUUAUCAUCAACAGAAAUUACUCAAGAAAUUUCUAAAAAAUGGAAUGAAUUGGGUGAAUUAGAAAAAGAAAAAUGGAAAGAAGCUUAUAAUGAAGAAUUGGAAACUUAUCAACGUGUAAAAGAAAAAUAUUUAGAAGAUAAAAGAAAUGGUAUUGCACCAAUUAUAACUGGUCCAAAUCCUGCUCCUGUUCCAAUUCCUUCAUAUCUUUUAAAAGAUAAAUCUAAAAAAAGAGAUCAUGAUGGUUCAAGUGAAAAAAAAGAUAAAAAAAAGAAGAGUAAAAAGAGAAAAUCUGGUAUUCCAGAAGGUGUUUCAACAAAUCCUGGUGAUUUAUCACUUCAUGUUUAA
Molecule: messenger RNA, 846 nt
Organism: Hansenula ciferrii
Lineage: Eukaryota; Fungi; Ascomycota; Saccharomycetes; Phaffomycetales; Wickerhamomycetaceae
Gene: HMO1
Product: Hmo1p
Exons: 2
Coding region: 1-846 (281 amino acids)
Source: RefSeq, a predicted model, not a curated record